CAAAAUUUUUGACGUAAGAGAACUGUCAAAACAUUAGAAUGUGACUUUUCAUUAUUGCUAUGUUGGAUAUUGAACUUAAAUAAUUGGUUUAGAAAAUUUAUAUUAUUGAUAACAAUAAAUGUUUUUGGUUAUUUAAUUAAUAUAAUUAUAAAAUUCUCAAUGCAAUCGUGAUUACGUUUUUCUUAUUAAAAUACCAUGUGGACGCUUAUACAAGAUCGGGCAGUUCCGUGUUGGUGUCGUAUUUUAGCUGUGCUAGAGAAAUUCAAUUCUAGAGUUGAUGUUAUGGAAUAUCAUUAUGUAUUUUCGUUAACAUUAACAAAUAUUUUGGGAUAUGAAUAAUAUAUUUCCGCAAUUGAUGAAAUCCGAUUGACAUCAUUAAUUAGAAUAAAGAACUAGAGAUAUUAUUUGUACAGUAAACAAAAACAAAUAAAAAUAUCUCUGACAAGUAAUGACAUUAACGUGGCCAUGAUGAAAAGUCACAUUCUAAUGUUUUGACAGUUCUCUUACGUCAAAAAUUUUGACCUACGUAAUAACGUUUUUGUAGUAAAAAUACUAUAACAACAAUGAUGCAUUGGAAUGAAAAUAUUAAGGAUUCUGGAAAUCAAAAAAAGUUAACAUAUAUUAAAGACGAAGGAGAUUCCCUAAAGAAAUAUGACAAUGAGCAAGUUAAAUCUGAACUAGAUCUAGAUGAAUACGGCUUUGAAAGCAGUUCUGGACAAGAGUCUGUAUUAGAUGAGUAUUCAGAUGAUAUCAAAAUAGAAAACCAUGUAGUAGAAGAUGUAUCUAAUGAAAUUAAACUUGAAAUAAAAAAAGAACUGGAGGAGUAUAGCAUUGGUGUUCCACACGAUAUUACAAUGGAAGUUACAAGUACCAAACCAUUCGAUGCUGCCAAAGUACAUUCGAAAACUUAUACUGGCAAAAAACCAUAUCAAUGUGAAAUUUGUCAGAAACAGUUUACUAUAAAAAGUAGUUUAAAGGUUCAUAUGAGAAUUCACACAGGUGAAAAACCUUAUAAAUGUGAAAUUUGUCAGAAACAGUUUACUAUAAAAAGUAGUUUAAAGGUUCAUAUGAGAAUUCACACAGGUGUUCCACACGAUAUUACAAUAGAAGUUACAAGUACCAAACCAUUCGAUGCUCCCAAAGUACAUUCGAAAACUUAUACUGGCAAAAAACCAUAUCAAUGUGAAAUUUGUCAUAAACAGUUUACUAUAAAAAGUAAUUUAAAGGUUCAUAUGAGAAUUCACACAGGUGAAAAGCUUUAUAAAUGUGAAAUUUGUAGUGAACAACUUAGUUACCUACGUAGUUUAAAAGACCAUAUGAUUGUUCACACUGGUGAACUUUAUAAAUGUGGAAAUUGUAGUAAGCAGUUUAGUCGACUAAAUGCUUUAGAUUAUCAUACGAGAAUUCACACGGGUGAAAAACCUUAUAAAUGUGAAAUUUGUAGCAAGCAGUUUAUUGUAAAAAGUAGUUUAAACGUGCAUAUGAGAAUUCACACAGGUGAAAGACCUUAUAAAUGUGAAAUUUGUAGCAAACAGUUUAUUAGAAAAUAUAGUUUAAUUGAACAUAUUAGAGUUCACAGUGGUGAAAAACCUUAUAAAUGUGAAAUUUGCAGUAAGCAGUUUAGAAAUGUAAGUAAUUUAAUCAAGCAUAUGAAAAUUCACAAUGGUGAAAAAUCUCAUAAAAGUGAAACUAGUAGUAACCAGUGUACUAAACUAAAUAAUUUAAAGGAUCAUAUGAAAUUUGUAAUAAGCAGUUUGCUCAAGGUUUAAAGGAUCAUAUUAAGGGUUCACUCUGGUGAAAAACCAUAUUUUACCGAUAUUUACUGUAAAAACUUACAAUUAUAAUGAAACGAGCGGGUCGUAUUUUUUGCUUAAAAUGACCCAAAGAAUACAAAAAAAUGUUUUGUAUUGCGAAAAAUCGCUUCUUAUCUGCCCUUAAUAUAAGGGCAAGGAGGGGAUGACAAGGCACCAUCGCACCUUCCUGCAAGAUUCAGUUUUUUAUUGUUUAAGGUGUCAGGUACUAGAAUCCGAACAUAGUUGCCGGUCCUGAACUAUUUAGUAAAAAAAAUGUGUGUGUACUUUGUACGCACGUAAGAAGUUAUACUUCUAAAUAUGAUUUCAAUGAAAUAAAUAUACUUUCGGACAGUUUAUUUGUAUUUUAUUUAAAGAUUGAAUUGAAUUAAUUUUUACUUACUACUUUCCAAAAAUUUUUAUUAAAACAAUACCAAAAAUUUAAAAAAGAUUAGAAAACACCAAGAUUUGAACCGGGGACCUCUUGAUUUCCAGCCCAAAGCUCUACCACUAAGCUAUACCCUUUUGUUUAUACGUGCUACAAGAUUUCUCAGACAAAGUGACAAACAGACGAAGUGAAUUAUAAAAUACUUUAAAUAUUACUUAUUAUCUUAUUCCCAUGGUAGACAAAUCCAAAUACACAAAAAUUAUAAUAAUAGUUAUUUAUGAUAUAAAUGUUAAAAGCACAAUUUUAAGGCACGUAUGUGAAAGUUUCGUGUGAAAUAUUCGCUUCGCUCAUUCUGCAAUUCACACGAGUGCUCUAAAUAUGUACUUUUUAACACCUAUUCAUACAAUAUUUUUUCUACAAACGUCUUAACAAUUAUAAUUUAUUCAUUCUCAAUUACAGGGCAAUACCUACAAAAUCUUUUACUUGAACUUGACUGACAUUACAUUUUUAUAUUUUUCUUGACAUUACAUCAAAACUGCCUAUACUGUCAAUACGUAAAUCAUAACAACUAUAGAAUAACAUCUACUUUUAUUUUUGUAUAUUCUAACAAAUUUUAAUAGUUUUUUUCUAUAAACGUGUUAAAAAUGCAAUAAUACAGUGUAAAUUAAAUUUAAAAAUCCUUUUAAACCACCUUUUUCAAAUUGCGCAAUUUGUAUUAUUAAUAUUAAUGUUGUUCUGAAGCUAUUUUCUUGUGGCAUUUUUAUAAUCAAGUAUAUUCAAAUGGGAAAUAAGCCACAAUUUUACCUAAAAAUGAUUUUAUUAACGUUUCGACGCCCAAGUCGGGUGUCGUUGUCAAAAUACAAAAUAAUACUAAAUAAAUAAAAAUGUUGUUGCUUAGUAAAAAAUUCUUCUAAUAAUUUAUUUAAUCUGACUCUUAAUAAACUUUUAAACUUAAUAAAAUCAUUUUUAGGUAAAAUUGUGGCUUAUUUCCCAUUUGAAUAUACUUGAUUAAUAUUAAUGUUAAUAAAUGAAAUAUAAAUAUUUUGACGUUUCACAAUUUGACAAUUCACUUUUAACUGCAGUGCCUUAAAAUUUUUAAAGCACUGCUGCUUUAAAGUAGCAUUUUUAACGCUCCUAUGGAGUGCUAUAAAUUGCAUUUUUAACACGUUUAUAGAAAAACAUAUUUAAAAACACUAAUAUAUCCUUUCCACACCUUUUCUGGACUGAUACAUGCAUAAAUUAACACAUUUAGUAACGAACUCCAUACUGUCUGUGUGCGCAUGCGCGCAGAUUAAUAAAAUUUCACCCUCAAUCGCGCCUAAAGAAGUAUAACUUCAAAAACAAAUUCUUAUAAUUUUGUUU
Diabrotica virgifera virgifera (western corn rootworm) is the source of this 3540-nucleotide messenger RNA. Its product is annotated as zinc finger protein 845-like. NCBI's taxonomy places the organism in Eukaryota, Metazoa, Arthropoda, Insecta, Coleoptera, Chrysomelidae. Gene Ontology annotation, molecular function: DNA-binding transcription factor activity, RNA polymerase II-specific; RNA polymerase II cis-regulatory region sequence-specific DNA binding. Gene Ontology annotation, biological process: regulation of transcription by RNA polymerase II. The transcript is spliced from 3 exons. The record is from RefSeq and is a predicted model, not a curated record. The coding region runs from base 564 to 1769 and encodes 401 amino acids.